Engraulis encrasicolus (European anchovy) is the source of this 5439-nucleotide messenger RNA. RefSeq lists its product as uncharacterized. The coding region runs from base 1189 to 3846 and encodes 885 amino acids. Lineage: Eukaryota; Metazoa; Chordata; Actinopteri; Clupeiformes; Engraulidae. The transcript is spliced from 9 exons. The record is from RefSeq and is a predicted model, not a curated record.
UGAGGGAAUUUGGAACGCGCUGACGAAGUGACAACACCUUGCUGACACAUGGCAAGGCGCGUGUGAGUAAAUAAGUUGAAAUCGCCCCGGCCCGGAACAUCGUAAAUGUUGAUAGCUGCCAUCGCAUUGCAGUGUGAACAUGUGUUUCGGUGUAUCUAGUUAAUCGUUUUGCAAAUUCUCAGCGGGCGUCACCGUUUCUGGGAGCAACAUUAAAACUUGUCAGACGACCAGCUUCCAUAACUAGGAAACGGAAUAUGGACCAGGAAGGAAAGGCAGCUAAAACUGCGAGAGGAUAUCUGGCUUCAAUCAUUUGGAAAACCUGCCAGUGGGCUUGAUGGAAUACAGAUGGAUGGAUUGGCAGUGCACUGAUCAUUAAGUGUUACUUUUCCUUAACAUACAAAGUUUAUUUAGAAACUUGUUGCGAGAACAGUUUUGGGAAUUAACCCUUAGCACUGUCUGGUCGCGGUGCUAACGUGUUAGCAGGCAGUGCUAGUCUCGUAAAAAGUUAAUGAAUCGUCCCAAAGGCUUUUUUGUGGCGAGAUCCAAUGUAGGAUGGUUUUGAGAUAGUAAACGUUGCUAAAAUCACUUUAUGGAGCAAAGUUGCAUUUACAACGACGCACUAUAGUUUGUGGUUAACUCAAAGUAACCACUCAACUAAGAUUAUUGCACUUCAUUUUGUCUGGAUUGCUUUCCUAUUACAGUUCCAGAUGACAGUAGUUGUUAGCUAAUUUGCUAACUAGUUCUAGAGAGGUGAAAUUUAUGUUUGUCCUGUCUGGAUAAGUUAUUGACAGUUGCUGAUAUAUGUCAAGGUUGGUGAUAAAAGUGAAGAACUACGCGUUGGUUUGCUUUGGGAUGCUGGCAGAAUCGCUUGGAUAUUUCAGGGAGUCAGAUUUAACUAGGGAUGCACUUUGGUAGCUUGCCAACCAACGUUUAGCCUACUAGCUAAUACUAGCUUGCUACAGUGAUCCGGGUAGGACAGGGAUAGAGGCAUUCAUUGCACUCCUCUCGUAUACUACUAUCUUUUUGUUAGACUAUAGAAGACCCUAUUUAUUUUUGACACCUCAAUGGUAUUUUCCAGUAAGCGACGUUGUUCUGAUCUAGAUGAGCAGGAACGAACUACAGGCGUUAGCUAGUAGUUAGCCGACUUGUUUACGAAAUAACGUUGAAGUGUCAAAGAGACAGUUUGCAAUGGCACGGAUUGAGAAUGGCCUGUCGGCGGACGCCGUCAGCAUUCAUACUGUUGGAAGUCAGUUUGACGAAGAGAGUUCUUUCGGUUCAGACUCUGAAAUGAAUGGCUUUGCCUACGAAAGACAGACGGAUAAAUAUGGAUUCAUUGGAGGCGCUCAAAAGUACUCCACCGAAAAUGCCCAGGACGUGCCUCCGGAGGUGUUGCGAGCGCGGGAGCUGAAAUGGCUGGACAUGCUGAAGCACUGGGACAAAUGGCUCUUCAAGAGACACAAGAAGGUGAGGUUGCGAUGUCAGAAGGGUAUUCCUCCGUCGUUGCGUGGCAGGGCCUGGCUCUACCUGUGUGGAGGGAAGGUCAAGAGGGAACAGAACAAGGGCAAGUUCAAGGAGUUGGACAGCAUGCCAGGCGAUCCCAAAUGGUUGGAUGUGAUUGAGAGAGACCUCCACCGGCAGUUCCCCUUCCACGAGAUGUUCGUGUCAAGAGGAGGUCAUGGGCAGCAGGAUCUGCAGCGUGUGUUAAAGGCCUACACGGUAUACCGGCCUGACGAGGGCUACUGCCAGGCCCAGGCCCCCAUCGCCGCUGUGCUGCUGAUGCACAUGCCUGCUGAGGAUGCCUUCUGGUGCCUGGUUCAGAUUUGCGAGCGAUAUCUGCCGGGAUACUACAGCACAGGACUGGAGGCGAUCCAACUGGACGGUGAGAUCCUGUACGCGCUGCUGAAGCGCGUGAGCACAGUGGCGUAUCGGCACCUGGACAAGCACAAGAUCGAGCCCAUCCUCUACAUGACCGAGUGGUUCAUGUGUGCCUUCUCACGCACGCUGCCCUGGGCCUCCGUGCUGCGCGUAUGGGACAUGUUCCUGUGCGAUGGAGUGAAGAUCAUCUUCCGCGUGGGUCUGGUGAUACUGCGGUGCAUGCUGGGUAGUAAGGAGAAGCUGAAGGCGUGUCAGGGCCAAUACGAGACCAUGGAGCUGCUCAAGACCAUCGACCCACGAUACCUGCAGGAAGCAUUCCUCGUACACCAGGUAUUGGAGCUGCCGGUGUCGGUGCGCGACGUGGAGCGCGAGCACCACGCGCAGGUCAAGCGCUGGCGCAAGCGUCACGGCGAGCUGAGCUACAAGUCCCCUCCCCGGAUCCACGGCGCCCUGGCCGUCAUGGCCGCCGAGCCGCACAGCCGCCAGGACCUCUACCAGAACCCCACCAUCAUCGUGCAGUCGCCCCUGGACGCGCCGGGCCCCAACGGCACGCCGCCCCUCAACCGCAAGAAGCGGGGCACCCUGCGGGGCAAGACCCCCAAGCCCAUCCCCGACGUGCCCACCAACCCCUACGCCCUGCCCUCCGACCCCAGGGCUGCAUCAGCCACCACCACUACCACCACCACCACCGCCACCGCGACUAGUGCCACGGUCCCUUCUCCAGACACGGAGGGGUCAACCGAUGGCUCGCAGGCUGGGAACGCCACCCCUAGCCUGGGCCUCCUGACUGCCAGCAACACCCCCACACCCACCCCCUCUCCGACUACCACCCCUACCGCCAUACGCUCGCGUUCCUCCUCCCCCUCUCCUUCCUCCUCCUCCUCUUCGGCGCAGCCUAAUCAGUCUCAUCACUCUGCGGCUCACCCGCCAAUGUUCUACCUGCCCCCUCCGCAGCAGCCAAUCAGCACGCAGCCCUCGCCCUUGCCCGAGCGAAUCAACAGCCAGCAUUCCACCCCACAUUCUUCUCCUCCACAGCAGCACCAGCAGCAGCAGCAGCAGGCCAAUGGCCAGCCCUCUGUGCCGCAACAGCCAAUCGCAAAUCAGACGCCCCCUGCCUCGCAGCCAAUCACCAGCCAGCCUCAGCGGCAGCACCCGCCCAUGUUCUACCAGCCCCCUCCUCCUCAGCAGCAGCAAACGACAGAGAGCCCCCCCGAACAGCCAGAGCCCCAAACCCCGCCACAGCCAACGCCCCCACCUCCCAGCACCGAGCCUCCUCCUCCUCCCCUUACUCCCCCAGAGCAGCCAAUUACAGAGUGCCUCCCCCAGCAGGAACCAAUAAGCCAGCCCGAGCCGGAUCCUCCCGCCCCCGGGCCUCCUGCUCCUUCUUCUCCCUCUCCUCUUCCUCCUCCUCCUCCCCCCGCGUCUGCCGACAUCCCCCCGCCACAGUUAACCUCUGACCCCGCUCCCCCCUCCUCGAGCGGAGGAGGAGACGUGGCGGCGGUGGAGCCCCUCACUGCUGCUGAGCUCCUCCGCCUCCUCGCUCCACCUCGCCCCCCAUCAGACUUGCCCGCUCCAGAGGCACCAGAGGCUCCAGUGGCGGCCCCUGACCUCACAGACUGCCCCGUUCCCGUGCCGCCGGAGGUGACCCCGGCACCGCUCCCAGCCCCGCUCCCGAUCUCGAUCCCGGAGCCGCUCCCGGAGCCCCUGCCGCCAGUGGUGGAGAGCCCAGUGGACUGUCCUCCUCCUCCCUCCUCUCUCUCCUCUCCCUCUCCUACUCCUGUUCUUCCUCCACCCAUUGCCUUUUCCUCCUCCUCCUCCUCCUCCUCCACUCCUCUUCCUCCUUCUGAUCUUCCUCCCCCUCCAGCGGCUUCAGAUAUCGACCCAGAGCCCCAGCCCCAGCCCGAGAGCCAGGCGGAGACCUCGCUCCACGCGUCCAGUGAGAGCGUGGAGUCAGAGGACACGUACUUGUAGCCAGUCUGAAUAGCAGACAAAACAAGACAGACACAAGACACAUAGAACCUCACACACACACGCACCAGCACCACAUACACGGUCUUCACACAUACAGUACACUUAAAGAUGCAGGACAGAUACUUACACAUGCUAACACCUCUUUCUCUCUUUUCUCUCUCGCUCUCCCUCUGUCCUUCUCUUUUAUUGUCUCUCGUUCCAUCCCUGUCCCUCCCUCUUUUAUACAUUUUUCACUCAGUGAACAACUUUCUAUCUUCUCUUUCUUUGUAUUUCUCUUUCUUACAAACACAAGACAUGCAGUGCACUUAGACGUUUGGGCAGCAAAUGUGGUAGCUGUUAGGACCUGUGGGUUUGAGGGUUGUAAUAACCCGUCUCUUGGGUUAACCCCAUCUUUUGCGCUUCCUUUUCCUCUACUGAGUCUUCCUCUUCCUGAUUGUGUGGGCCAUUAGUGACAGCGUAGUCAUGUUGCCAUGGACACCACAGAAGGUUGUGCGGUGACUUUGCCCACUAAGGUCAAGGACGAAGUGUCUCACUGAGGUCAACUGCAAGUUACACACGUUGUUGUCGCUUCCUUAGCUACCGUUCCCUGGAGUUCUACAGAGAAGUUCCUCUCCAUGGCGACCAGACUGGACUGACUUCCUGUCAGAUACCCACUAACUGGUGUCUGUCUGUUACAGAAAGUGAAAGUUUACUUACAAUUAGAGAUGAUUGUGCGUGUGGGUGGUAAGUCCAACAUGGCCUCUGGGCCGGUGUGUUGAUAGACAAUGCUGCAAAGAGUAACUUUUAAAAGGGUUAUAAUAUAUUAGCUGGACAGAGAAUCUGAGCAGUACUUUUUUCUUCGACCAACGUUUGUCUGAUGUCUUAAAAACUAUUUUUCUAACAAACCAACAUUAUGUUUGGACACGUUUUGAGAGUGAAUGUGCACACUUUUGACACUAGAGGGCGCCUGUUACGCAGCUUAUUUCCCUCUUCGUGCCAGUGGACAUUUUGUACCACGUAAGCAGUGGAGCAAGAACAUUUGUAAGAUACUAAAGACUUGUGGUGGUCUUAAGAAGGCCUGUUUCUCAGUCACAAACUUUACCCCCCACCCCCUUUUGUCUUUUUAUUUAUAGCAAUACCUUAACUUGCCUCUAACUUGCUCGCAUGCUUUUUUGUGUGCAAUCUCUUUUUUUCUAUGGGAUAACAUUUUUGGCACAACAUGAAACUGUUUUUUGACACUAUUUGUGUACAUAGACUUUUACUGCUUUUUUGUUGUUGACAAAAACUAUGCAAAAGAAAUGUAGGCUAAGGCCAUGCUCACUAAUGUUACAUGGGCUUUGUAGACACGACCCUAAACUGUUACUUUCUCCAGGUUCUGUAGCUUUAUCUUCAGGUGUGUAGGGGCGGUGACAGGAGUACUGUGCUUCAAGGGAGUUUGCUGUAUGACACAGACUCUUGUUUUGGGAAGAAAAAAAAAGAAAAACACUUCAUAGUUUGUCCAUAUUGACCUUAAUCCUAAACAAACCCCCCUGUUCUCCUGCUUUGGGUAGAGUGUCAGCUCAACUUGAGCUGAUGCCUUUUUGUGAAAAUAAAAUAAUGAAGAGUUGACAAUUA